This is a messenger RNA of Glossina fuscipes, 1091 nucleotides long. RefSeq names its product membrane magnesium transporter 1 (gene EMC5). NCBI's taxonomy places the organism in Eukaryota, Metazoa, Arthropoda, Insecta, Diptera, Glossinidae. Gene Ontology annotation, cellular component: plasma membrane; early endosome; Golgi apparatus. The record is from RefSeq and is a predicted model, not a curated record. Bases 131 to 493 code for a protein of 120 amino acids. The transcript is spliced from 3 exons.
CAAAAACAUAUGCUUACAGAGCAGUUCUUAUAAUCAUUUGCACUGUUCAUCAAUUAAGGCAUUUGUUUUUCGAAACUUUUAAAAAAAAUACUUGUAAAUUACAAAGUUUCUAUACAGUUAGCAGUGAAGAAUGAGUGGGAAAUUGUUUAAUAAAAUCUUAUUAACCAUUGGGUUUUUAAGUUUAGCACACGCUGCAUAUUCAGCUGCGCAUUAUCGCACUUUUUUACGUUUAACAGAGCAAGAAUUUACCAAGCUGCCAUUGGAUAUAGUCGUACAAAUUGUCGUAAGCCUAAUAAUGAUUAUAUAUUAUGUGGUACAAGUGGUAGGAAACUUCAAAGAAAUACGUGCUACCGUCGAUAUGCAAGCUAAAUCUUGGGACACAUUAGGCAACUUUCCUUCAUUCUAUCAUUUCAAUCACAGAGGAAAAGCGUUAUCACCUAGCUAUGUGCCCGAGAAUGGAAGUGACGAGGAAAUGACUUCUUAUGAAUUGUAGUAAUAAAUAAAUGAUAAUAUUAAGAAAUAACACAAAAGCUAACUAAAAACUAAUAGAAAAAUAUUCAAAGUGAACCGUUACGACGAUCGAGAAUAAGCGAGUGUGAUCUUGAACGCAAAGUAAGAAAUUUUUUUACACAUUGUAAUUUUUUUCGUCCCCUAAUAAACCAUUCAUCAGGUUCAGUGUAGGUGGAAGAUAAAUAAUUAUAAAAAUCGGCAAAAAAAUAAAUAAAAUAAAAAUAACUCCGUGAAUAUAAUCAACAAAAAAAAAAAAUAAGUGGUUAAUGUGGAGCGAAACACCUAGAAAGAAAUGCAGCCAAGGAGUAAAAGGGCAUCCAACAACUCAAAUGUGCCGAGCGGAAGUACAGAAACUUCAAGGAAUAAUAGCGAAUAGUUAUUUUUGUCUUAAGUCCGAUGUCCCUCCAUACAAUUCUCACAUGACAACAUCUAUUUCUUUUCCUCUCUAAAUUCGAAUUUAAAACACAUAAAAGGAAAAUUUUUAUAAUAAAACUGACAUACUACUAAACGAAAAAAAUUAAGUGUCACCAAAUUCCAAGGUAAAACAAAAAAAAUUGCAAAUUCUAAAUGGUAAAGCAAAA